Messenger RNA from Populus nigra (black poplar), 1505 nucleotides. RefSeq names its product protein ENDOSPERM DEFECTIVE 1-like. The record is from RefSeq and is a predicted model, not a curated record. Lineage: Eukaryota; Viridiplantae; Streptophyta; Magnoliopsida; Malpighiales; Salicaceae. The coding region runs from base 1 to 1257 and encodes 418 amino acids. Gene Ontology annotation, cellular component: nuclear microtubule; cytoplasm; centrosome. The transcript has 7 exons. Gene Ontology annotation, molecular function: microtubule binding. Gene Ontology annotation, biological process: centrosome cycle; spindle assembly.
AUGAUGAAGCAAGAGCAGGCAACCCUAGGCCCGCAUCCCCCAAAUCCUCCUCCUCGGAGGCCGAGGGUGAGGGAGGUCAGUUCCAGGUUCAUGUCUCCAAUUGCUUCUCCCUCCUCCUCUCUUUCCCCUCUUCCGUCCAAUAAACAGCGCUCCAGCUUCGUGCAAAGGCAGCGCCGCAACCAGGAAUUGGACGCCGACUGCAGCCCGCAGCGAAAACAACAACAACAACAACAUCAGCGUGCUGUGGUCAAGCUUUCCAAGAAGAACGAACCAAGAUCCCAUACCCAUAAUCACAGGCCCGAUACCCCUACACUCAACCCCAUCAACACAUCCUCUUACUCUAAAUUACUAUUGAUGCAUCAACGUUCCACCUCCAACAUCAACAUCUCAUCAGCUGCUGCGAAGCUGUUGAAAUCCACUGGGAUCUCCAUUUCCACUGAUUCCUCUUCGGAUCAUCACAACAUCAAUAAUGGUGUCAGAAGCUCUCUUCCUGAUCUCCUCGGCGAUACUGAUACUAGCAGCUGCGAUCCCUCCUUGUUUCAUUCACUCAAAUCUGCAAAGCUGCCUCCAGUGGGCCCUUGCUCCAAGAUCCCUAUUGAUGCUUCUAGAAAAACAAAGAAAGUUUCUAGUCACCAAGAAGACGUGCAAUCUCUCAAGCUGCUGCACAACCACUACCUGCAGUGGAGAUUUGUCAACGCAAAAGCACAGGCUUCCACACAAGCUCAGACAAGCGAAACUGAGAGAAACCUGUAUUCCCUUGGUGUCAAGAUAGCAGAAUUAUACAACUCAGUGAAAAGAAAACGCGUUGAGCUUGGCCUUCUGCAGAGAAUCAAACUUUUAUGGACCAUUAUUGAAGCUCAAAUGCCAUAUCUGGAUGAAUGGUCAGCUUUUGAAACGGAUUAUUCAGUAUCCCUGUCAGAAGCAAUUCAAGCUUUAUUGAAUGCCUCACUUCAAGUCCCAAUCAGUGGAAAUGCUAGAGCUGAUAUUAGGGAGGUAGGGGAGGCAUUGAACUCUGCAGCAAAAUUGAUGGACACAAUAGCUUUUCACAUUGAAAGCCUUAUGCCAAAGGCUGAAGAAACAGAACAUUUGAUCUCAGAAGUAGCUAGGGUGACUGGAGGAGAAAGAGGUCUUAUUGAAGAAUGUGGGGAUCUGUUGUCAAUGACAUGUAAUUCACAGGUGAAGGAAUGCAGCUUGCGAGGGCAGCUAAUUCAGUUCUAUCAGAGCCGUCACAAUCAACAACAGGGAGAGGAGCAAUAAUGGACUCCGUAUUAUUUGUUUCUACAUACAUGAAGCAUGGAUGGAGUAGAUAAGUAGAAUCAUCUCAUGAAUCUCUCUCCGAUUCUGCCUCAAAUGAGCUUUUUUGGGGCCAUAUUGUUUGUGCCUUUGCAUUUACAAUAUGCAUAUAAAGAGUAUGUCUUUUUUUUUUUUUUUUUUGUUAUGGUAUUGUAUGUACCACCAUAGCAAGCAAUAUUAAACUGUAAUAAAAAUCACCAAUUGGAGAGUUU